Molecule: messenger RNA, 987 nt
Organism: Etheostoma spectabile (orangethroat darter)
Lineage: Eukaryota; Metazoa; Chordata; Actinopteri; Perciformes; Percidae
Product: NKG2-D type II integral membrane protein-like
Exons: 7
Coding region: 144-908 (254 amino acids)
Cellular component (GO): plasma membrane
Source: RefSeq, a predicted model, not a curated record
ACAGUCCCGUCCUCAGCGUAGAAGUGUAGUAAAGACGGUCUCAGCGGAGCAGACGCCCUCCUAACAGCUCUCAUACAGGACUGCAGCAGGACUUUACACAUCUGUUCAGGGUGAUCAGAACUCCACAGGACGACAUCGAGGAAAUGGAGGAAGAAGCAGCAGCUGACUAUGUUAAUGCUCCAGCACGCACUGGGAAGAAAAUGGCAGCUCGCCCAGGCCAGAGGUCUCGCUGCUUCUCUCAGUCUUUUCUACCCAUAGCAGUGUGUUGGCUGAUACUGUUGGUCAUCAUGGGCCUCCGUAUCUACUUUACCAAUCGCAACCUCAACAACAGUGUCUCAGAAAAACCGAUCACAAAUCUGACCGCAUUAAAGCAGGAUCUGGAGACACGAAACCAGGAGCUGGAGACACGAAACCAGGAGCUGGAGACGGAGAGGAAGAACUUAACAGGACCGAUACAAAACAUCAGUCGAGCUCAGUGGAGCAUCGAUGAAUACUGCCCCAAAGUACAGAACGUUUCAUAUAGACGUUGUAGACCUUGUCAGGAGGGAUGGAGACUCAUCAGGUCCAGCUGCUAUCUAUUUGCUGAUCCUUCUGAUCUGAAAACCUGGGAAGAAGCUCGAGAAGACUGCAGAGCACGGAGUUCAGAUUUGCUUGUUGUACAUGAAGAUGAACAGGAUGCAUUCGGUUUUUACAGCAGGUACGGACCCUGGAUUGGUCUGAAAUCUGAAGGAGGGAGAUGGAAGUGGAUCGAUGGAAGAGAUCUGACUGAAAGUGUCAGCAGAUGGAUACAAGAACCACAUCCUCCCACUGACGGUCAGUGUGUAUUUUCUGACCGGUUCAAAUGGAUAUCAGAGAGCUGUGCUGAGAGAAGACCAUGGAUCUGCCAAAAGAAGUCUUUAUCUGUUUAAAGACAGCAGUCAGACUUGAGAAGGUUACUGAAUGCUCUGCAUGAUAAUAUCAUCUGGCUUCAUGAAUAUCUAACAAUGA